ACCCCUCAACUUCAAAGAGUCACAAAUCACCCUUAAUCAAAAAGGGUGCAGAAAUUUUUUUGGGCCCUCCCCGCCAUGAGCUCCUACGUAGCCAAUUCAUUCUAUAAGCAGAGCCCCAAUAUCCCUGCCUAUAACAUGCAAACUUGUGGGAACUAUGGAUCGGCCUCAGAGGUGCAGGCAUCCAGGUACUGCUACGGCGGAUUGGACUUAAGCAUCACUUUCCCACCGCCUGCGCCUUCCAACUCUCUCCACGGGGUAGACAUGGCUGCCAACCCCCGGGCUCACCCCGACCGCCCCGCCUGCAGCGCCGCGGCCGCUCCGGGACACGCUCUGGGCAGAGAUGAAGCGGCUCCUCUGAACCCCGGGAUGUACAGUCAGAAGGCGGCUCGCCCAGCGCUGGAGGAGCGAGCUAAGAGCAGUGGGGAGAUCAAAGAGGAGCAGGCGCAGACAGGGCAGCCUACCGGACUGAGCCAGCCACCGGCCCCGCCACAGAUUUACCCGUGGAUGACCAAACUGCACAUGAGCCACGAGACGGACGGCAAGCGGUCCCGAACCAGUUACACGCGCUACCAGACUCUGGAACUGGAAAAAGAAUUCCACUUUAACCGCUACCUCACUCGCCGCAGGCGCAUAGAGAUCGCCAACAACUUGUGUCUCAACGAGAGACAGAUCAAGAUCUGGUUCCAGAACCGCAGGAUGAAGUGGAAGAAAGAUUCCAAAAUGAAAAGCAAAGAGGCUCUUUAGAGGCAGCGGGGAAGCCCGCCGAAAGCACCCCGAGCCCGCUUUGCUCCCCGCGCCUUUCCUUUUCGGGUUUCCUCUCUCUAUAUUUUGGGGCAAGGGCGGUGGCUGGAGCACCGGCUCCCGGGCCUCACAGACAAAAGCGCUUUCCCUUGGCAUUCUGCAUCCCCACCGACCCCAGGUUCCCACGGGGCUGCUCGCGCUGUCUGGACUCCCCUCAGUUCUGCUCAGCACCGGGGCCCAGGGCAAGCUCCACAGGGGUUCCCCUGGGGCUGUGGCUAACGGGUUGGCACUGACCGAACCCGGCCUGGGCCGCCUCUCAGGCUUCCAGCCCCAGCGUGGCCCGCUUGAGUUAAAGUGGGCCCUUCAGGCGCCGCAGGCCCCGCGCCCCGACCCUCCAGCCUCGCCCUCUUCUUUGUUCCGGGUUUAGGCUGGCCAGGCCGGAGAGAGAGGGGUUGUGCCUGGGGGAGUCGGGCGCCAGACUGGGGAGGGGGGUGGCUUCCGUGUAGCGACUAAACUCUAGAUGUUCAUUUUAUAAUAAUUUGCAUAUGAAAAGGGGGAGAUGACUGAAAGUCCGCUAGGGCCCCCUUGGUUGACCUACGCUCUCCAAACCUUCUCCCUCAACCCCAAAGCCUGAGAACUUCUCCAGCCUACACCCUCUGCAUGCCCUCUCAGGCCCCUAGCCUCAGACCACUAGCUAGCUCAGCUAUUUGGAUUCCCUACCCCAGGGACACCAGCAAGCGGUUCUCGAGGUUCCUGGCUGCCCAGUAGUCCCUACCAUGACUUUCUGUGCCAUCCUGGCCCAUCACUAUUGUACAACUAUUUAUUGACUCCAGGUCUUUCCUGAAACUAUAUUUUGUCAUAUCAAAUAAAGACAAAGAGAGAACAGGACUAAA
Messenger RNA from Rhinolophus ferrumequinum (greater horseshoe bat), 1634 nucleotides. It is a transcript of the gene HOXC5, whose product is annotated as homeobox C5. Gene Ontology annotation, biological process: anterior/posterior pattern specification; regulation of transcription by RNA polymerase II; embryonic skeletal system morphogenesis. The record is from RefSeq and is a predicted model, not a curated record. The transcript has 2 exons. Bases 76 to 744 code for a protein of 222 amino acids. Gene Ontology annotation, molecular function: RNA polymerase II cis-regulatory region sequence-specific DNA binding; DNA-binding transcription factor activity, RNA polymerase II-specific. Lineage: Eukaryota; Metazoa; Chordata; Mammalia; Chiroptera; Rhinolophidae. Gene Ontology annotation, cellular component: nucleus.